This is a messenger RNA of Eublepharis macularius, 831 nucleotides long. RefSeq names its product WW domain-binding protein 2-like. Bases 76 to 738 code for a protein of 220 amino acids. The record is from RefSeq and is a predicted model, not a curated record. Gene Ontology annotation, molecular function: chromatin DNA binding; transcription coactivator activity. Gene Ontology annotation, cellular component: nucleus. Lineage: Eukaryota; Metazoa; Chordata; Lepidosauria; Squamata; Eublepharidae. The transcript is spliced from 8 exons. Gene Ontology annotation, biological process: positive regulation of DNA-templated transcription.
CAUCACAGAGAUCCUUACAUAGCUCAGCCCCACUAUCUUGAGUCUCCAGUGCCCCCCGGCUAAAGGGUGCUUCAGAUGCUACGAGGAGUGCCUCUUGCCAUGGAGGUGUCCAGGUAUCAGUUCUCCAGGUCGGCCAGCAGUUCUGAAGAAAGGGUUCUUGCUCACUACAGUGAGGUCUCAUUAAUGUUGGAAGACAGGCCAGAUUUUCCAGAAGAGCUCCGGGGUGCUAAGAAAGGGAUGCUGUACCUCACCCAAUACAAAAUGAUAUUCCAGCACAAAGAUAAGGGAUCGACCAUCAUUCGUUUCCCACUUCAGCUUCUGGAAGGUUGUUUUCUGGAGGAGGAGCCUGGCUCCAAACCCCAAUGCCUCAAAGGAACCUUGACUUCCAGCCAGGGCGUGGUGUCCUUCAAGUUCAUCUUCCAAUAUGGAGCCACAGAAUGCCUAAACAUGAUUAAAGAUCUAUCUGCAGCAGACAUGUUGAGAGAGGGUAGCAACCUCCAAGAAUAUCCUACAGCCUCCAUCUACACCUAUGCCCACCCUGCAGCACCUCGGUCUGUUCGUUCUCUCAACAUGCUCCCACUGUGGCCGCCCCCGUACCCUGGCCCUCCGGACCUCCCUCCUCCCUAUUCAGAAGUGGAAGGGUCAUCCCUGAGAGGGAGCCGAGGCUCAGAAAUCCAAGAGGUUUGCUGCCACUGCCGAAGGCAACGAAUCCAGGAUCAAGCGAACUGGCAGGACUAAGCAACAACAAGUGCAGAAAGAUGCUGUGAAAAUGAGGAUCAUUUAAGCAUGUGGAUUCUUAAAUAUUAAAAUUCAUUAUUUACUUAUCAAAAA